GUCAUAAUUCGACUUGGCGACAGCAAAAAAGAGGAACUAUAGGCUUCAAAACUGCAGUUCACAAACCAAUGGAUGAUGUCACCAUAACUACGUCUUUUUUUACGUAUCUCAGUUGCGGUGGGAAUCGGCUGCAUGUUUUCAAGUCAAUGUGCAUCUUCCCACGAAGUAAAGCUGGUUUUUUUCCCCCUCAAAAGUCAGCUGAUAUAUAUAUAAUCAGCGGCUGCAGAAGGGUCCAUGUUUCAUUACUGUACAUCUGCAGGCUGAUAUCAUGACUUUCUUCAAGUGCACCCUCGGGCUCCUGGUCCUCCUCCUGCUCUCUGACUGCUCCUGGGCUGAAGAGAAGGAUCUGUCUGUCUCUGAGCUCCUGUGGAGGGCCAACAAGGAUGUUGUGCGUACAGAAGGGGGGCCCUUCGUCGUUGAUGACAUUGCUUAUGCCAAUGAAAAUGAGAGAAACGCUGAUCCCUGCACCGCCAAAGACUGCAAGUGGAGAAAAUACAGCGAUGGAAAAGUAUACGUGCCUUAUGUCAUCGCCACACAUUUCUCUUCUCGUGAGCGUUCCAUCAUCGAGCGUGGGCUGCUGUCUUUCCACGACGUCACCUGCAUUCGCUUCUUCCAACGGACCAACCAGAGGGACUACCUGAGCAUCCAGUCCGACAAAGGCUGUUACUCCUAUGUCGGCCGCCAGGGUAACAACCAGACGGUGUCUCUGGAACGUCCGGGCUGCAUCUACCACAGCGUCGUCCAGCACGAGCUGCUCCACGCCCUCGGCUUCAACCACGAACAGUGCCGCUCCGACAGGGACCAGCACAUCCGGAUCCUGUGGGAGAACAUCGAGUCCGGUUGGGAGUUCGCCUUCUACAAGAUCAACACGCUGAACCUGAACACCCCUUAUGACUACAACUCUGUCAUGCAGUACCGCAGGGAUGCCUUCUCUCGGAACAAUAAGCCCACUAUGGUUCCCAUCCCCAACCCCAACGUUGAAUUCGGGACGGCCACCAAGAUGAGCAAGAACGACAUCAUCAGAGUGAACAAGCUGUACAAAUGUUGAACUGUGAUGAGAACAACUCUGACAACACGGUUCAAAUUCAGACAUCAAACACGAUCAAAAACAUUGUGUCAACAAUAAACCUGCAAGCUUU
This is a messenger RNA of Anoplopoma fimbria (sablefish), 1139 nucleotides long. RefSeq names its product high choriolytic enzyme 1-like. Gene Ontology annotation, biological process: proteolysis. NCBI's taxonomy places the organism in Eukaryota, Metazoa, Chordata, Actinopteri, Perciformes, Anoplopomatidae. The record is from RefSeq and is a predicted model, not a curated record. Gene Ontology annotation, molecular function: metalloendopeptidase activity; zinc ion binding. Bases 269 to 1048 code for a protein of 259 amino acids. The transcript is spliced from 8 exons.